GAGCUUUAUUCUUUAAUUGAGACUGGUGUCUUCUCUCGCAGGUUGACCUUGGCCAGCUUGUCCCUUAAGAAAAUUCGCGCGCGAGCACAGCUCCUGCCGGCCGACCUGGCCAACUUGAUCACUAUCCGCGGGGAGAAGCCUGGCUCGUGGUCGGCCGCCUACCGGGUGCUCAUGUAUGAGCGCGGCCUGUUCCUGUGCCGCGGGUGGGCGACGUACGUGCUGUUCGGCUGGCUGCUUUCCGUGCUGACGCUGGUGGCCGCCUUUCAGUGGAUGAACGCCGACAUGCUCGAGCAGGAGCCCGCGCCCGCAGACAUCGUGCACUUGCCCGUGUCGCUGCGUGAGCACUACCCGCACGCGGCCACCUUCCUCGACGAUGAUGGCGCCUCGAGGAACAUCACCCACUACUACCAGCAGCUGGUGGUGCCCCAGGGUCGAGUCCAUAGAAGCAGCAGUACCAGCUCGGGCGAGAGAGGCUUCGGUGGUGUCGAAUCCUCUGAGCUGAUGAUGCACGAAGACCCCAUAACGCGGCUCAUGAUGCCGGUGAACAAAAUGAUGCAUGUGUGGGCGCUGCUGGCACCCCUGGCGCUCUCCCUGACGGUGGCGGUGUUCGUGGCGUUUCCCAGCGCCGAGAGCUGCAGCGGAUUCAUGCAACUGCAGCUCAUGACCGGCAUGCCGGGCUGGUUACACUGCCUGGCCAACGCGUGCUUCGACGGCCUCAUCCUGGUGUGCAUGGCCAUUCCCGUGGCCACGACUUUCGCCUCACACUACGACCUCGAAAUGGCCUCCUACGGUGCGUAA
This is a messenger RNA of Dermacentor andersoni, 798 nucleotides long. The record is from RefSeq and is a predicted model, not a curated record. NCBI's taxonomy places the organism in Eukaryota, Metazoa, Arthropoda, Arachnida, Ixodida, Ixodidae.